UUAAAAAAAUCCCAAAAAUUUGAGCCCUUCUUUUCUCUCUCUCAUCAUCUCCUGUCUCCUUGCUCUGUUCUACCGCCGUCGCCGCCGUUCUCUCCUCCGCCAGAUUCACUUCUCUCCUCCAUCGCGGGACUCAUUAUUACCUCCUCCGGUUGUAAGUUUGGUUUAAAGUUUCCGGGCACUCAGCUCAAUCAAUGCUCAUUGACCUGGUAACGUUUUGGCGCAGAGUUGAGAAGCUUGCCAGUGUAAUAAUAAUAAUAUUAUCUCAAGGAGCUUAAUAGCUGAAGAUUAGGUCUUCAAAUCAAUGUCGGAAAGUGAUAUGGCCAUCAUUAAACCAGAGAUGAUGAAAUCAUAUAUAUGGCUUGAAACAUCUGAUGGAUCAAUCCAACAAGUAGAACAAGAGGUUGCAAUGUUCUGUCCCCUGAUAUGUCACCAAGCGCUACAGAAGGGUGGUGGAUCUUCCAAGAACAAUGCAAUAUCUCUUCCACAGAAAGUCAAUCCUGCCAUGUUAAGCUUGAUUUUUGAUUACUGCAGAUUCCAUCAACUACCUGGACGUUCUAAUAAGGAGCGUAAAGUUUAUGAUGAGAAAUUCAUGAGGAUGGAUACAAAGCGGCUAUGUGAGUUGACCUCGGCCGCUGACAGUUUACAGUUGAAGCCUUUGGUUGAUCUUACUAGCCGUGCGCUUGCACGGAUUAUUGAGGGGAAGACCCCCGAGGAGAUACGUGAAAUAUUUCAUUUACCUGAUGAUCUUACUGAGGAGGAGAAGUUAGAGCCUCUGAAGAACACGAUGGAUGAUCCACGUAUACGACUUUUGAAUAGGUUGUAUGCUAAGAAAAGAAAGGAGUUGAAAGAAAGAGCAAAACUUAAGAGUAUAGAGGUUGAAGAGCGUGUGGACGAGCGUUCUGUGGAUGACCUUUUAUCGUUUAUUAAUGGCAGAGAUCACAAGGUGGUAAAUACUUCCAAGAGCAAAAAGAAGAACAAGAAAAGGAAGGAGCAUAAAAAUGGAACAUGCAAAGUUUCCAACAAGGAUUCACAUAAUUUGCAUUCUAAGCAACGAAGUGUUGAUGAGACUUCGUCCAGCUUGGGAGGAGUAUCUAACUUGCAUAAUAUUGAAGAUGAUAUAUUUUCAAAGAAGGCUGAGUUUGAAGAUGGUUAUAUAGAUGAUGAAAUUGAUCCAGCUUUGAAAGAAAUGCUUGACAGGGAAGUAGAGGAUUUUGCUCGGAGACUGAACUCAAGUUGGGUUCUAUCGGUAGGACAAGAAAGGCAGCCUGUGCACUUUUCCAUUAACGGCAAUGGGGACACAAGACGAUUGACAGGUACGCACACUCUCUUGGAUAUAGCUAUAGAUGACUGAUGGAAGAUUGUUUGGUUUAACUCCGUUUUGAACAUUGAAGGUCCAGCUGCAAGACACAAAUGAAGCUGAUGUUGACGCUAGCCUAAUGGCUGGAACAGUUUUGGUGGAUCUCCACAUUUAGAUUUGUAAGCAAUUAGAGAGAGUGGUGUUGCGUUUCUCCUGUAAUGUUUUUUUCCCACAGUAUGUUUUCUUUUUGUUUCUUCUUGGUUAAUCCUAUAGAGUUUAGGAUGCAGUUUUGCUUUUCUUUUUUGAUCAACCUUUGUAUACCACUUUUAAUUCAGAACGGCUGAGAGAAUCAACUAGUUAGUUACAUUUGCUGUACUUUCUUAAAACUAAAGAAUAAUAAUUUGAAGUUUCUUUAAGUCAUCACAAGCCUCUUACAAGCUGAGAAAAGAAAGUAAGUCAAAGCAGCUUAACCUCACAGGAACGGGUUUUACAAAUAUUUACAGAUGUGAUAAAAGAUCUUUGCAGCUUUUAUGUUCUUUUUCUUCUUCCUUUGUAGCUUUUUCAGGUGAUGGAUGGUGGGGUUACUCACACAGCUUGUGGUUCUGGAUGGCACGCUUAUGCCAGAGUUUGGUGGAGUGGAUCAGGAUGCUUAUCAUGCCUAGUCCCAUCCCCGUGCACUGGUGGAUCAGAGCAAUAAUAAGGAAACAAAAAAAAAGAAAGAAAGGAUUAUCUCUUUAUUCAGGAUAUCAUUAGUGCUUACAGGUAAAGAGGGAGGAGGAGAUGAGUGGUUUGAUUUGUCUUCAGUUACACUUGGUGAAGCCUCAGAUCCUCCAGAGUAUGACAAGGUACCAACAGACCGAGAAGAGCUGGUUCUUGAUGUUCCUUCCUCCUCCUCCACCCCGCUUUUCACCUUUGAACUUCCACUCAGCAUAUCUGAAUUGGAGCUGCUUCGCGAGGACACAAGCCGCUGAAAGUCGGAUAAUAGAGCUGAGAGAGCUCUCACUUCAUCCAUUCUACCUUUCCUACAUUUAUUGUACACAUACAUGUGUCAGUAACAAAGCAUCUACCAAUGUUUCUAUAUAUAUAGCUAUUGAAAAAGAUAACAACCUUGUGUGGAUGAGAUGUCCUUUGCAGAUAAACCGAAUGCAACAAGUAGGAGAUGCGUGUUGGCAUACAAAGAUGGCUUUCCUCGACCUCAGUUCCUCCAUUUUCCUGCAAGUUGAUCACACACAAAUGUCAGAUUCAAAAAUGAAAAAUGAAUAAAAAAAGAAACAGGUGAAGCCUAAGACACAAUACGUUGAAUAGUGUUUGUCCGCAGUUGCUCCCAUUAUCAACUUCCUGACUUUAUUCUCAUGUAUCAUCUUCACAAUCCCCUUCUCUAUGGAGUCCAUCUCAACGCACAGCUUCUCUGCAUGGACCUGCAUAAACAAAUCUCCUUAGAAAUGACACAUACUUCAUAUCUCAUGAGUAUGUGUAUUAGCUUGCAUUCGGUUCUCUGUUCGGUUCUUUCUGUUCUAGAGGGUUCCGAUAUUUAGAAAAUUUAGUUUGGUUAAUUCGGUUUUUGGUUCGGUUUAGGUAACAAAGUUGAGAACCGGCUAAUAUUCAAGGUAAUUUCGGAUCCCAUUCGGUUUACUGAGGCAAAUUCUGAGGUACUCAUCAACACAUACCCCUUUCUUCAGGCAAAUUCUAAGCAUCAAAUCUGGUACCCACUGUGGAAUAAGU
This is a messenger RNA of Brassica oleracea var. oleracea, 3019 nucleotides long. RefSeq names its product SKP1-like protein 21. The record is from RefSeq and is a predicted model, not a curated record. Gene Ontology annotation, molecular function: cullin family protein binding. The transcript has 11 exons. The coding region runs from base 302 to 1351 and encodes 349 amino acids. Gene Ontology annotation, biological process: SCF-dependent proteasomal ubiquitin-dependent protein catabolic process. Gene Ontology annotation, cellular component: cytoplasm; nucleus. NCBI's taxonomy places the organism in Eukaryota, Viridiplantae, Streptophyta, Magnoliopsida, Brassicales, Brassicaceae.